Fragaria vesca subsp. vesca is the source of this 1818-nucleotide messenger RNA. RefSeq lists its product as uncharacterized. Bases 236 to 1510 code for a protein of 424 amino acids. The record is from RefSeq and is a predicted model, not a curated record. The transcript has 2 exons. Lineage: Eukaryota; Viridiplantae; Streptophyta; Magnoliopsida; Rosales; Rosaceae.
AAGGGAAGAAGGAGGCCGAUAGGGGUUUGAUCAGAUUUGGAUAGCUUGCCAUUCCAAUCGAAUCAUCGUGUUUCCGUAGGAUUUACAACUAGUCAAACCAUACAACAACAAAGGAAGAAGAAGCAGAUCUACCCUACAACAUCCAGUUCCAGUGUCUACUUUGGUCGCCAGCUUGAGUUUGAAACUAGAGAAGAUUGCGUCAUUGCUGUGAUCUGAUCGAGGACGGGAUCUUAGAAUGGGUUCGACACAGUCCAUGCAAGUGGCGGGAGAGAGUGAAGAAGACGAGGAAGAAGAAGAAGAAGAGGAAGAAGGAGAAGACAACCGCAUUGGGGCGCCCAUCGCAAGUGUUCUCGAGGAGGACAAGGAUGAUGAUUUGCUCAACAAGGUUCUCCAACAAGAACCCGAAAUGCUCUGCCACGCGUCCGCAUCGCCGCUCUCUCCUCAGCUCUCCUCGCUCGGCACUCCGCGCCUCGGACCCUCCAUCAAGGUGUGGGAUCCUUACAACGUCCUCGCGCCCCCCACCCCGCCGCCUCAUUCCCCCUUCUCCCGGAGCUUCUCCGUAGACGACGAGCGCUUCCUCACCACCACGGAGGUGUUUCUGGUGUGUCACGGCGAGUGUGAGUUGAAUUUGAGGCCGGAUUUGGUGGGUGGGCGGUGCCCACAGGCUGCCUUGACUCCCAAUGGCAAGAGGCAAGCCAGGGCCUUGGCUGUCUUCUUGAAUUCCCAGAGGGUCACCUUCAAUGCUGUUUACACCUCCCCUUUGGAUCGUGCGCGCUCUAUGGCGGUUUCUGUCUGUCAGGAAAUGAAUUUUCCAGUAGCACAGAUUCAAACCUCGGAUGCACUUGCAGAGAUGAGCCAGGGGCAGUGGGAGGGCUGCUCUCGGUCUGAAAUAUACACAGCUGAAGUUUUGAGCUUAAUUGACAGACUCCAGCCUGAUUUCUCUGCACCAUCUGGAGAGUCACUCAGGCAAGUAGAAUUUCAAAUGGUCCAUUUUCUAAAUGGGACAGUUCUAGGGUUUCCUGAAAAAUUGAGAGCAUACUUCCCAUCACACAAUCAGAAUGAGAACCAAGUGUUCUCACACCAUAGUUCUCAUGCUUCAACUAACUCAAUACAUGACCGAGGUGAACCUUCCCUCCCACCACCUCAAUGGGAUCUACUCAAUAGGCAGCGGCAGGGGCUCUUGAGGAAAAAGUCCGGAAAGAGUAGGCUGCAAGUUGUAACUACUACCGGAGAUCAUGAAGUUGAGGAUGAGGUUUCCCCCAGUGAAAUCAGUCACCAAAGUUCUCCACAUGAUUUGAUUGGCCGCAUCUCCUCAUCUGUUUCUUGUAUUGGUAUUUUCAGUCAUGCAGUACCAAUCAAGUGUCUCCUCACAGGCAUCCUUGGUUGUAGCCCAAUAAUGUCACACAAGAUUUGCAUAGAAGACUCUUCGGUGACAGUUUUGCAGCAUUCGUGGAGAACAGGUUGGCAGAUAAAAAGGUUGAACGAUACUGCGCACCUCAGGCUUAUGUAGAUGGAGAUUCUAUCCACACAUUAUGUUGACUGAUGGGGAAGGGACGAUUAAGUUCUUGGCCUGAAACCGAGAUCAAUACGAUGAAGACUGAAGCACAUGAAGCAACAUACACAACACACGAUUUUGCUUAGAUUUGCAAUACCCUGCCAUUAUUUUGUUGUAACCUUUGAUAUAUUUAUUUUGAGAUUGACAACUCCAAAGAAGAAUGCAUUGUUGUUGGAGUUGCAUCCUUUAAUCGGGUGAUUCAUUUGAUUUAUAAUUUUUACGAAAGGAGAUGUGAAAAUUCAUGUAUUUCCUAUAUUAGAAAG